UUUCCGCGGACAGAUGCUUUCUGCUGCUUCCUGAGGGCACAGAGGACUUCCAGCUGAUCAGUAGGGUUUCAGCGGAGACCUGCUGCCUUUUCAGACUGUUGUUUCAGCUUUGAGGAAGAGGAGGAGGAGGAAGAGGAGAGGUGGUUUUGGGAAGGCUGAGAGUCGCUGCGAUGGUCGGAGGAUGCCUCCGCGGCUCUCCGGAGCGCACGAGGCGGUUCCAGCCCUCCGACGGUCCGCUGCAUCCGGAUCUUCCGCCUGCUGGUGUGCAGCUCGGUGACGGUACCGGUACCACACUGUAGGUUCGGUUCAGAGGAACAGAGCCUGAAGGCAGCGUCACGUCCCUGCUCCGCAGUGCUGGAGGAGUUUGCGCCUGUCGGAGGAAUCUAUGCAAUUUUCUCUUUACUCUGCGUGUUAUGAUGAGCUCAGAGGGGGAGGAUGCGGGUCCAGCCUGCAGGGAGGCGAAGGGAGAGUCCGGCAGCACCCAAAGCCACACCUGGGAGGAGAGCCAAGGACGUCCGCACCCCGACUUGGAGGCACAGCGAGGAGAGGAGGAGGAAGGAGGCUGUGGAGCUGACGCGGAGAAAUUCAAUGAGGAGGACAACGGGGGGAGCACAUCCGGCGAGGAAGGGGCGGUCGGGGGGAGAUCCUGUAAGGCGCAGGUGAUGCACUCCAACAGCAGCAGCGAGACCUGCAUCCCCACCCCCAGCUGCAGGAUCUGCUUCCAGGGAGCAGAGCAGGGGGACCUGCUGAACCCGUGUCGCUGCGACGGCUCGGUCCGGUACACCCACCAGCAGUGUCUGCUGAAGUGGAUCAGCGAGCGAGGCUGCUGGACCUGUGAGCUCUGCUGCUACCGCUUCCAGGUCAUCGCCAUCAACAUGAAGAGGCCGUGGCAGUGGCAGUCCAUCACCAUCACCCUGGUGGAGAAGGUGCAGAUCAUCGCCGUGUUCCUGGGCUCGCUCUUCCUGGUGGCCAGCAUCUCCUGGCUGUUGUGGUCGGCUCUGAGCCCUCAGGCCAUCUGGCAACGCCGCGACGUCCUCUUCCAGAUCUGCUACGGCAUGUACGGCUUCAUGGACCUGGUCUGCGUAGGAUUGAUUGUCCACGAGGGGGCGGCGGUAUACAAUGUCUUCCUGCGCUGGCGAGCUGUCAACCUCCACUGGGACGUCCAGAGUUACGAUAAGACCAAAGACAUGGAGGAGACGAGCACUGGUCCCUCCUCGUUGGGCCCCAGGACGCUCUGGUUGCCUCUGGCCACCUUUGGGGCCAGCGGGCCCCUUCACCCCACCCAGCUGGGGUCACGGCCUUGGACCUGCCUCUGCUUGGCGCCCCUCUGUCCCUGCCUGGUGCAUCAGAACAACCUGAGCCAGGACGCCGACUCAGGAGAGGUCGUUAUCCGAGUGACAUCUGUGUAAGCACCAACCAGGAACUAAGACCCGCCCCCUUCUGGAGGGAGGAGUCAGAAAUGUACAGAAGAGCAUUUAAAUGUCCUGUUUUUUUGCUUUUCUGGUUGCCAAAUAUUUGUUUUCUCCUUGAGGCCGGCCCUCAAUCUCCAGUUUUCCAGUUCUCCAUGUUUUUAUACGUAAGUAAACUUAGUAAAAUUGGGUUAGUGAUCAGGAAACGUCUCGCAGGCUCAAAGGUUGAAAUUUUAUCUUGUAACCAGUUUGGUGAACCUCCCCCGGUUGGAGCAGCGCUGGUCUCUCUCUCUCUCUCACAUCAAUCAUCUUUACUGUCGUUAGUGCCAAGAGCUUGAAUCAGUGACUAACUUAGUUAGGAUGGAGCAUCUCAACCAUCAAGAGUUAAUCAGCAUCAAAAUAAUCACAGAAGCCAUAAAAACGCAUCAAAGCUACAGAUUUGGCUGGUUUAUUAUUCUGUCGGUUCCGAUUCCGUAAAUUAAGCCAAAAAGCUGCUUAAUGAUCAAACAGGCAGUUUAUCAGAUAGAUAACACGCGAUGUUUACAGAAUCAAAUUAAAAAUAACGUCAUCACUGUGAUUUCACGACUAAAACACUAAAAUAAUUCAGCUGUAAAGGUGAUUCACGUACCUUUUGGGGUCAUUUUAAUUUAUGCUAUUAUUUAUUAGAUGGACUUAUUUGCAAUGCUUUUAUUUUAUUCCCCUGAUUUGAAUCAGCAGGUGGUUAACAGGCCUGAUGAGCAAAUCCUAAACGAGUCAUGUGACCAAACCGGUACUUCAGUUACAGAAUAAUGAGAAAUAAUCUCAGAAAUAAGAAUUAAAUCCUAAAGUGUUUGUUUACUGAACAGAAGCAGCAGCAGAACUGUUCGGUUUGUCUUCAACUUGUGUAAACUAUAUUCAAUAAUGUUCAAGUUAACUGGCCCAAGUCCAGGUCAUGUGACUCACACCUCUGCUCUACACUGGUUGUCAUGCUCAGAACUGUACCUUUAAACUUGGGUUUAGGUUGUGCUUAGACCGAAGCCAACGAGCACAGAUGGAUCUGUUGUUGUGUUUGCUUUCCUGUGAAGUGCUGUCUGUCUGUCUGGUCUGGACCCGGUCCCGUAGCGGUUCUGGUUUUACCUCAUUUGGGUCGUUUUGGUGCCUUGAGAGGCUGGAGCAGCACAGAAACAACCUGAAUGUGACUCUGCUGUGUUUGUUCUGUUGAAUGCAACCCGGUUGUUAAGUAUAAAGACUAUUUGUACAAACAGA
This is a messenger RNA of Nothobranchius furzeri (turquoise killifish), 2654 nucleotides long. RefSeq names its product membrane-associated ring finger (C3HC4) 11 (gene marchf11). The record is from RefSeq and is a predicted model, not a curated record. Gene Ontology annotation, biological process: protein ubiquitination. Gene Ontology annotation, molecular function: ubiquitin-protein transferase activity; zinc ion binding. NCBI's taxonomy places the organism in Eukaryota, Metazoa, Chordata, Actinopteri, Cyprinodontiformes, Nothobranchiidae.